AAAGACUGGCACAACACCGGGCAGGACUCCGGGCAGCGGCACAUCGGGCUGGACUCCCGGGCAGAGGCACAUCGGGCUGGACUCCGGGCAGAGGCACACCGGGCAGAGGCACAUCGGGCUGGACUCCGGGCAGAGGCACAUCGGGCAGGACUCGGGCAGAGGCACAUCGGGCAGGACUCCGGGCAGAGGCACAUCGGGCAGGACUCCCGGGCAGAGGCACAUCGGGCAGGACUCCGGGCAGAGGCACAUCGGGCAGGACUCCGGGCAGAGGCACAUCGGGCUAGACUCCAGGCAGAGGCACAUCGGCUAGACUCCGGGCAGAGGCACAUCGGGCUAGACUCCGGGCAGAGGCAC
This is a messenger RNA of Staurois parvus, 354 nucleotides long. The record is from the annotation of a GenBank genome assembly. NCBI's taxonomy places the organism in Eukaryota, Metazoa, Chordata, Amphibia, Anura, Ranidae.